This is a messenger RNA of Mangifera indica (mango), 4327 nucleotides long. Its product is annotated as probable RNA-dependent RNA polymerase 1. Lineage: Eukaryota; Viridiplantae; Streptophyta; Magnoliopsida; Sapindales; Anacardiaceae. The coding region runs from base 389 to 3742 and encodes 1117 amino acids. The record is from RefSeq and is a predicted model, not a curated record. The transcript has 5 exons. Gene Ontology annotation, biological process: siRNA processing. Gene Ontology annotation, cellular component: nuclear RNA-directed RNA polymerase complex. Gene Ontology annotation, molecular function: RNA-directed RNA polymerase activity.
GUGUUCGUUCUUCUUUCCUCCCCCAUGCCAUUAAAGAGAUUGAAGAGUCUUUCAAAGAUACUCUCUCCCAGUUCCCAUCGACUUGAACUUACACAAACAACUUCUUAGGAAAGGACUCUUAUUAGCCAAUGGGAUGCCGAAACUUGUAAGUCACAUGGGAGUCUGGAACCCAAUAGUUGCCCAUGUCAGCAAGAGCAUGUCACCAAAAAGGAAAAUUUCCUUCAACCCUCAGUUUCAGCACAUUCUUGCAAGACAAGGAUAUAUAUAUAUAUAUAUAUAUAUAUUUUAGAAUGAAUAGUAUCAGUAAUAGUGUUACUAUUUUGUUCUUUAUAUACCUGACUUGAUCACCAUUUGAUCCUGCGCGCAGGGUUAAAAUUGUUACGACGAAAUGGCUAAGACAAUCAGCUUGUUUGGAUUUACUUCAAUUAAGCCUGCAAUAGAAAUUAAGGAAUUUGUGGAGGGAUACACUGGUAAAGGAGCAGUCUAUGAUGUAGUAGAAGUUGCGCAAAAAGAAGGCUCAAGGGCAUACGCCAUAGUUGAAUUCACAACUAUGGAAGCUGCAGAGUAUAUCGUGUCCAUGGCUGCUGAACGACGUUUAUGGGAUGGAAAUUCUUAUCUGAAAGCUCGUUAUGUUGACCAUGAUAGAAAUUCACCUGAGGAGAAGACCCCGCAGCACAGGAUUGAUAACGCAAGACUGAACUUCGGCUGGCAGAUUUCAGAGGAGAAUUUUUAUGUGCUCUGGUCACAGGAAAAUGUUUCUGUGAAAUUUGACUCCGAUCUCAGAAAUUUUAGCUGCUUUCUAUCUUAUGAUUCUGUGGAUUAUAAGCUUAACGUUCCGCACGAGACAAUUUGGCAGAUCCAGCUACAACGCCCACAUGGUCAGUCUGUGAAGUUUCUUGUCAUCCAGUUAUAUGGUGCUCCUCUUAUUUAUAAGAAAGAAAUCCACUGGAACCGGACAGUUGAUUUUACUCCAUCCUCCUGCAUUGGACAAUCAACUGCUAUGUGUUUAGAGCUUCCAGGCAGGGGUCAUGUUCCGAAAGCUCUGAAAGAUUUCUUUUUCUACAAGGAAAGUCCAGGGAAGUUCAGUCUAGAGAAAGGUUCUACUUUCUCAAACAAUUCUGAUCUUGUCCCAUUUAUAAGUGCACCCCAAGGCAUCGACUUGCCAUAUAGGAUGCUGUUCAAAAUCAAUUCCUUGAUUCAGCACGGCUGUAUUCCUGGGCCAGUACUUGAUGCCAAGUUCUUUCGCUUCUUUGAUCCAUGCAUAAUGGAUAUAGCAUUCAUGGAACGUGCAUUGAAGAAGCUGUUUAAUCUAAGAGAAUGCUGCUAUGAUCCUGUAAGCUGGCUCAAAGAGCAAUACAUAAACUAUUCUAGGUCUAAGACACUUCUUGGAUCGCCUGCCAUUGCCUUGGAUGAUGGGUUAGUAUACGUGCACAAGGUUUUGGUAACCCCCACUAAGAUAUACUGUUGUGGUCCAGAAGUCAGUCUAUCCAAUCGCGUCUUACGCAGUUAUCCUGAUGACAUCGAUAAUUUUCUUCGUGUUUCAUUUGUUGAUGAGGAUAUGGACAGAUUGUUUUCAACAGUUUUAUCUCCCAAGGCAUCAGGAGGAAAGCGUACUAGAAUUUAUGACAGGAUACUGUCAAUUCUCCGAAAUGGCAUAGUCAUCGGAGACAAGAAGUUCGAAACUCUUGCUUUCUCAAAUAGUCAAGUAAGAGAGAAUACCUUAUGGAUGUUUGCAUCUAGACCUGGGCUUACUGCAGCAGAUGUUAGAAAGAGCUUGGGUGAUUUUAGUGAGAUAAAAAAUGUGGCAAGAUACGCAGCCAGGCUUGGUCAGUCUUUGAGCGCAUCCAGAGUAGCUGUGCACGUUGGUAGGAAGGACAUGGAAAUCAUUCCUGAUGUAAAAGUCGAAAGGAAAGGAAUUAAAUAUGUUUUCUCUGAUGGGAUCGGGAAAAUAUCUUCUGAAUUAGCAGAAGAAGUGACGAAAAAAUGUGGUUUCACAAGUUAUACUCCAUCUGCAUUCCAAAUACGAUAUGCUGGGUUCAAAGGAGUUGUAGCUGUUGAUCCAAAUUCUUCAGUGAAAUUAUCAUUAAGACCCAGUAUGUUAAAAUACGAAUCAGACAGCACUAGUCUAGACAUUUUGGACUAUAGCAAAUAUCAGCCUUCUUUUCUAAAUCGCCAGUUGAUCACCCUUUUGUCGACGCUUAGUAUUAAAGAUGAUGUUUUUGAAAGGAAGCAGAGGGAGUUCAUAGCUCAAUUAGAUGCUAUUUUGACAGACCCUUCAAGGGCACUUGAGGCACUUGGAUUCAUGUGUUCAGGGGAGAGUGCAAAUGUUCUCAAGGAAAUGCUUAAGUGUGAUUAUAGGCCAGAUGAAGAACCGUUUCUCUCACUGAUGCUACAGACAUUCCGUGCAUCAAGUCUGCAUGACUUGCGAACGAAAGCAAGGAUAUUUCUUCCAAAAGGACGACAUAUGAUGGGAACUCUGGAUGAGACAGGGACAUUAGAAUAUGGACAGAUUUUUGUGCAGUAUUCUCACUCCAGAUCUAGUCAAUUUUCGGAUGAUUUCUCCUUGCAGUUUCGCAGAAAAGAAUCAAGUCAAACUAGUGUUUGUGAAGAUAGGGUGGUGGUUGCUAAAAAUCCAUGUCUCCAUCCAGGAGAUAUGCGCGUUUUAAAAGCUGUGGAUGUGCCAGCCUUGCACCACAUAGUUGAUUGUGUGGUUUUCCCAGCAAAAGGAAAAAGACCCCAUCCAGAUGAAUGUUCAGGGAGUGACCUUGAUGGCGAUAGGUAUUUUGUGUGCUGGGAUCCUGAUCUCAUUCCUUCUCGUCAGUUUCAACCCAUGGAUUAUACCCCUGGAAAAUCUAAGGUUUUGCAUCGUGAUGUUACGAUUGAGGAUGUUGAGAAGUACUUCGUUGACUUUAUUGUCAACGACAGCUUGGGCAUAAUCAGUAAUGCCCAUGUUGUCUUUGCAGAUAAAGAACCUGAGAAAGCAAGGAGUAGGCAAUGUCUUCAGCUCGCCCGGCAAUCCUCCAUUGCUGUGGAUUUCCCAAAAACUGGUGUGGCAGCCAAAAUACCAAGUGAACUUCGUGUUGAUAAGUAUCCAGACUUCAUGGAUAAGCCUGAGCAUAUGACCUAUCAAUCAGAGCGUGUGAUGGGAAGGCUGUAUCGAGAGGUAAAAGGCAUUGCACCACAUGAAGCGGCUAUCAAAUCCUUCACAAAGGAAAUAGCAAUUAGGUCUUUUGAUUCAGAUAUGGAAGUUGAUGGUUUCAAGAAAUACGUCAAUGAAGCUCUCCAUUACAAAUGCGAGUACGAUAGUCAGCUGAGUAAUCUGAUGAAGCAUUUUGGCAUUGAAACUGAGGCAGAAAUAGUCAGUGGCUGCAUCAUUAAAAUAGCAAAAUGUUUUGAUAAAAGAAGGGAUUUGGAUACAAUUACUUCUGCCACAAGGUCCAUAAGAAAAGAAGCUAGGGCCUGGUUCAACAAGUCAUGUGAGUCAGGUUCUAGUAAUUCUGAUGGUGAUGAUGCAUAUGCAAAGGCUUCAGCAUGGUAUUAUGUAACAUACCAUCAUAGUUAUUGGGGUCACUGCAUCAAAGAAGGAAUUAGCCGUGAACAUUUCCUUAGCUUUCCAUGGUGUAUUUAUGACACCCUCAUUGAGAUCAAGAAUAAAAAGAAAAAUGAGCGACUAAGAGCAGCAAGUGAUGGACAUUUUCUUCCAUCACUAGUAUGCCAUUUCGGUAAUGGAAUGCGCUUUUAGUUGGUGGAGCGAUUUGAAUGGUUUCAGUACCUAAGUAUCAGCAUAUACUUGUUCCUAUAUAGUGAAGGUGCUGAUAUGCUCAGGUGGUCUCCUUCUUCAUGUCUUGGCGGGGAAAUCAUGCUCUCUGGUGCCAGAUAUCUGUGUGUUCCUUGCUGGAACAGAUUGUAUUUGCGUGGUUGAUGCUGUUUUGCCAACCUGUUACUGACAGAUGCAAGUUGCUGCUUUGGUUGUGUAAGGGAGUUUUUUUCUGUUUCUGUGGAAUCGUUACUUAUUGGGUGAAUGAUCUCUGCGUUUUCUGUUCUGCUUCUGCUUCCUUUGGGCGGUUGUUGGGUUGGCUUGUCUGUUAGUUUCCUGCUUUGCUUUGGCUGUCUUGCUCUGCUUUUGCUUGGUCUUGGGUUGCUUUGUAUGGUGUUGCUGCUGUCUUGUCCCCUAUUUUGCAUUUGUGGAGAUAGUAAGACAAGAUGGGCAACUCUAUGGUAGAAGUGUGUCGUUGUAAUAAUGUAUUUUUUCAGAAGUGUGUUGUGUGUUCAAUACUGGAUACCUGUAUUCAGUUCAUGUAAUAAAAUAAAUGUUUGGAUUGCUGCC